Selaginella moellendorffii is the source of this 1612-nucleotide messenger RNA. Its product is annotated as O-acetyl-ADP-ribose deacetylase MACROD1. The record is from RefSeq and is a predicted model, not a curated record. The transcript has 7 exons. NCBI's taxonomy places the organism in Eukaryota, Viridiplantae, Streptophyta, Lycopodiopsida, Selaginellales, Selaginellaceae. The coding region runs from base 72 to 1373 and encodes 433 amino acids.
ACGAAGAGGAAGAAGGUAAUCCAGGUACUAGCGAUGGUCAAUCGAGCGACGAAGAAGACGAGGAGCUCCGGAUGGAUCCCGUCAUUCUCGAUCUCCUCCCUGAUCCAUCGUCGUCGGAGGACGAAAUCGAGGCGAUGCCGCGAGAGAGAGAAAUGCCGCUGUCGGGGCACGCAAAUGCCGCGACGAGGGAUAGGGUCUUCUCCGGCAAGUUGCCGCGCGAUCGAGGGUUCUCGGGCGGGAAUGGCAAGAUCGACAGGGACGAGCAGCACUGGCGCCAGCGCUGGGAGAUUCUAGACAAAGAUUGGCGGCCGACAAAGAGCAGCGCCAGCGAUCGGGAGGCGCGGCCAGAUGCCGUCGCCGAUGGAAAUCCAGGGAAGAAGAAGGAAAUCCGAGUGGAAGAGCAGCUGGAAUCGGGCCCGGCGAAGCCAAGAUCGUGGAGUCGUGACGCGUCCUUGCGAUCGAACAUCAUGAAUCCUUUCAGCGGUGGCUCUGGAGCUAGAAAUUUCGUGGCGAGAUUGGAGGCCUCGCAAGGAGGAGAUGCCAGCAGCGGUUAUCCGGGAUCUUCUCCCUACCUGACAUGGAAUGUGCGAUCGCGGGCGAUCUCUCUCCCCGAUUCGAGAGAGAGCCAAUCUUGGCUGGAGGCAAAACCCUCUUCUUUUUUCUCGAAAAGGAGGAGAGAGGAGGAGGAGGAAGAAGAAGCUAUGGCGGGCAGGAAGAAGAAGGCGUUCGCGCUGUUCGAUCGGUUUAUUUCGUGCAAGAAGAUCCCUCGUCCCAGAGAUGAGGCGGCGGCGGCGGCGGCGUACAAGCUCACGGAAUCUUGCAAGCUGGUUCUUCAGGGCGGCGAUAUCACGAUCUGGUGCAAGGAUGGGCACAGCGAUGCGAUCGUCAAUGCGGCUAACGAGCGGAUGCUCGGCGGCGGCGGCGUGGAUGGAGCUAUUCAUGACGCGGCUGGGCAGGAACUUCGCGAAGCCUGCCGGGAAUUGCCACUAGUGGAGCCGGGAGUGCGCUGCCCAGUCGGACAUGCCGUGGAAACACCAGGCUUUGAGCUGCCGGUUGCGCGGAUCAUCCACACGGUUGGGCCAAUGUAUUUCAAAUCAUCCAGAGUAAAGGCAGCUGCUCUGCUACGAGAUGCAUACCACAACUCACUCGAGCUUGCGAGGGAGAAAGGCGUCAAGUUCAUCGCAUUUCCUGCCAUCUCGUGUGGAAUCUACGGGUGCCCUGUGGACGAGGGUGCCGCGAUUGCCUUGGAUGCCGUGCAUGCAAACGCUGCCGACUUUGAAGAAAUACAUUUCGUCCUGUUCGAUGGGUCUGCAAGAAAGGCAUGGUUCGAGGCAGCCGAUAAAAGGUUUCAAGCAUUGGAUGUAAAUGCUUAAGGCUUUAAAACCUUUUCUAGUUGCGGAGAUCCAGGAAUGGAUGAUCAGCCUGGACGGGUGUAAAAGACGAAGGUCCGGCGAAAUUUUUUCGUGCUGCUGGAGUUUGUUUCGUAGCUGAAUGUCCAUACAAUUGCUAUGAACGUUGAUCAUUUGAUCAAAGGCGCAACUGGCAGCUAAGCCUGCGUAGAAUGUGCUCUCGAGAAGAGAAAUUUGAUAGUAAUUCGAUAGAAUUUCCAGUC